Messenger RNA from Boleophthalmus pectinirostris (great blue-spotted mudskipper), 5390 nucleotides. RefSeq names its product karyopherin alpha 6 (importin alpha 7) (gene kpna6). Gene Ontology annotation, cellular component: nucleoplasm; nucleus; cytoplasm. The coding region runs from base 128 to 1744 and encodes 538 amino acids. The record is from RefSeq and is a predicted model, not a curated record. The transcript has 14 exons. Gene Ontology annotation, molecular function: protein binding; nuclear import signal receptor activity. NCBI's taxonomy places the organism in Eukaryota, Metazoa, Chordata, Actinopteri, Gobiiformes, Gobiidae. Gene Ontology annotation, biological process: NLS-bearing protein import into nucleus.
UGUUGACGUUUCCGGCAGGAGCAGACAUAUUGCUUACAAGAGCAAUUUCUGGAAAGCUACACUAGAGAGCGGAUUUAUAAGUCCUAUAUUUGUUCCUCUUAGAAACUCUUCAGUCACACAGAAGACCAUGGAGCCGUCAGCCAGUCCGGCCAAGGAUAACUGCAGGAUGAACCGCUACAAAAACAAAGCACUGAACCCCGAGGAGAUGAGGCGCAGGAGAGAGGAGGAGGGCAUCCAGCUUAGGAAACAGAAACGGGAACAACAGCUUUUCAAAAGGCGAAAUGUUGAUAUUGUCAAUGAAGAUGAAGCCAUGUUUGAAAGUCCACUGGUGGAUGCCUACCUCACCUCCCCAGUAACAGAAGGAGUUAUAACAAAAGAGAUGGUAGAGAUGCUUUUCUCUGAGGACCCAGAGCUUCAACUUGCCACAACACAAAAGUUUAGGAAACUUCUGUCCAAAGAGCCUAAUCCCCCUAUUGAUGAAGUUAUAAAUACACCUGGCGUUGUGGAGAGAUUUGUGGAAUUUCUAAAGAAGGGUGACAACAGCACUCUACAGUUUGAAGCUGCGUGGGCUCUCACAAACAUUGCAUCGGGCACUUCAAUGCAGACAAAGACCGUGAUUGAGGCCGGUGCAGUGCCAGUCUUUAAAGAGCUCCUUAACUCAGACUUUGAAGACGUCCAAGAGCAGGCUGUAUGGGCCUUGGGUAACAUUGCAGGAGACAGUGCAGUAUGCAGAGACUAUGUGCUGAACUGCCAAAUCCUUCCACCUUUAUUAUUGCUUUUGACCAAAUCCACUAGAUUGACCAUGACUAGAAAUGCAGUUUGGGCUUUAUCCAAUCUCUGUAGGGGAAAGAACCCUCCACCAGCUUUUGAAAAGGUUUCCCCCUGUCUGCCUGUGCUCUCCAGGCUUUUAUUCAGCAGUGACCCGGACCUACUGGCCGAUGCCUGCUGGGCCCUAUCUUACCUCUCAGACGGCCCCAAUGACAAGAUCCAGGCUGUGAUCGACUCCGGGGUCUGUAGGAGACUCGUGGAACUGCUCAUGCACACUGACUAUAAGGUGGCAUCCCCUGCUUUGAGAGCUGUGGGCAACAUUGUCACAGGAGAUGACAUUCAGACACAGGUUGUGUUGAACUGCUCUGCCCUCCCCUGCCUCCUGCACCUCCUCAGCAGUGCCAAGGAAUCCAUCCGAAAAGAGGCCUGCUGGACCAUUUCAAACAUCACCGCUGGAAACCGGGCUCAGAUACAAAAAGUAAUAGAUGCCAACAUUUUCCCAGUGCUAAUUGACAUUCUACAGAAAGCAGAGUUCAGAACCAGGAAAGAGGCUGCCUGGGCUAUCACCAAUGCAACUUCGGGGGGUACACCAGAACAAAUAAGAUACUUGGUGAACCUGGGCUGCAUAAAGCCUCUGUGUGACCUGCUCACUGUCAUGGAUUCCAAGAUUGUGCAGGUGGCUUUGAAUGGACUGGAGAACAUCCUGAGGCUGGGUGAACAAGAGGCCAAGCAGGACAACAAUGGCACUGGAGUCAACCCUUACUGCGCUCACAUUGAAGAAGCUUAUGGUCUAGACAAGAUUGAGUUUCUUCAAAGCCAUGACAACCAGGAGAUCUACCAGAAGGCGUUUGAGUUGAUCGAGCACUACUUCGGAGGAGAGGAUGUGGACAGUAAUCUGGCUCCACAAGUGGACCAGGCCAAUCAGCAGUACCUGUUUCCCCAACAGGAGGCUCCCAUGGAGGGCUUCCAGCUAUAGGUUCCUAACCUCUUCAAAACCACCCCUCAAACCCCUUCUAUAUCCCCAACCCCCGACUCAAGGCUCCCAGUCCCUGUUACCUGUAGCGCCAGAGUCUUACUGGAGAAUUCCUCUAAUGUUGAUUUCCUACCCCUAAAUCCCCCACACCCCUGCUCUCUUCAGCCAACGGACUGUCACUUAACAGGGCAGACUAGUGUGGUACCUAGGACUAACCUGUUGCUUUAAAUCAAGCCCUGGCUUUAGCGCACAUACAGUACCUUCUGCCAUGUGAUGGCUUCUAUUCCUUCUGUGGUGGUAAUGAUUAGCUCUUGAUCUACACUUUCUUAUUUCUUUUAUUAAUUGGACAUUCCAUUUAGAGAAAUGCUGAGGCAUCUUCCUAAAGGGAUGCUGUGGGAAUUAUUCCCAGUUUUCUUUGUCAAUCUGACAUCAUGCAAUUGAAAGAAUUGUAUACCCUUAUCCCCAUUUUUGCUUUAGAUUUAUUUAACCCCAACCCUAAUUUAUCUUUUUAAGUGUUUUUUUCUCCUUGAUUUCUGUUGAUGAAAUAUGGUACUUGGAGACUCUUUUAGUCUUGGUGCCAUGCUCAACAUAUCUACAAAUGGAACUAGUCCACAAAAAGAGGGAAGAGGCUGCUAUAUGAAUGAGAGUAAAGUCAGAUCUUUUCCUUGUGAUAAAUACAUCUAUGGUGGGGGGUAAAAACAAAAUGGUAAAAAGGGCUGAAAUUAUAUAUUUGAUAUAGGUUCGGGUUUUGAUGACAAAAAAAAAUCUUGUGGGUGGUAUAGCUAGAGAUCCAAUGUUCGUCGUGUGCCGUGUAAUUAAUAAUGAUUUGAAUUAUGAAGUGAUCUAACCUAUGAAAUAAUGGCAUAGCUGUGGGGAUAGAACAUAGGGCAGUAAAGGCUUAUGUUUAGGGAAAAAUAUGCAGAGGCAAAAAUGUUAUUUGUUAAAAGAUGACAUUUUUAGCAUUUGCUUUUCAAUCUUUUUUUCUUAAGCUUGCCGCAAGUCGCCGCUCUAUCCCCCAGUAGUCGCAGUAGGUGUUUUGCAUGGUGUUCUAAUGCCCUGCCUACUGUCACACAAUAUCCCUGGUCAAACGCACUGUAGGCCGAAUGACAGAGAGGUCGCAGGAAGUGACGAGAAAUGCUACUAAUCACGUUUGGACUGAACAGUAAAUUUAGCGUUUAUUGUUAAGCAGUGAUUGUGAAGUAACAUUGGUGAUGUAUUGUAUAGUGGUAGAGCUGAUAUGUAAUCCAUAACAUGUAUCACUAUAUUCAGUGCUUGGGAAUGAAGCCGUAAAGAUUUGCAUGGGUCUAUUGUGGUGUAGAAUAUGUAUAGUCAAUUUUGAAACUGACUAGAAAAAGUAUCCUCCUUCUUUAUUCGUGUACAGCUGGAAAAUUUGGCCAGGGAUAUGCAUCAAACUAGUGACAAGCCUAACUGCAGCUGAAAUUCAAGUAGAGACUUGGAUUUUCUAUAAUAAUUCUAUAUAAUUGCACACAGAUCAUGCACACUUACAUACAACACCAGCCUACACUGUAUACGCACGACACCUCACACAGAUUAGUGGACAGCAGACAGCUAUGAGUUUCCGGAUGACAGGUAAAGAGUUCUGUUUAGUUUAAAGAAGCUGAAAGGGCGUUUGGUGUGCGCUUUUUUUUUUUUUUUUUUUUUUUUUUAAUGAAGAAUUUUUGUUUUAUCCUUUUUGAAAAAGAUGUAAAUUAGACUGUCUCUGAAAACUCCUGGUUGACUGUUGGACACGUGACGUAUGAUUUGGUCGAAGUCUUGUGGCGCCUGAUGAUUCAGAGGUUAGUAUAGCAUCUUACGGAGCUGUCCCUGGAUCAGUGUUGGGCUUUGUGGAAGGAGCUGAGCUGUGAUUGUGUGAUGUUUGACUGACGGGCACUGUGUGAGGAAGAGCUGUGACUCCGACUGUCCCCAUCUGAGCAUAGGAGCUCCUGUUCUGUGGAUUUCACCACUAAAUUAUUGCAUUACAUGCAAUUGAAGCUAUUGUGUUGAGAACUGAGUUUGAGUAUAAGCAAGAGCUUUCAAGCACAUACUUGUAAAGGAUCUGUAUUCAUAUUUCUAAAUGAUAUCCACUGAGCUGAGCUCUUCUGGCUGGCAUAAAAGGUCAAACAAUGUAAUAGUCAAUAAUAAUUUGUCUCUACAUAAGGUUUCUGUAGAGUCUUCGAUCAUGACCACCUCUGUGUGGACACCACUAUUGCCAGAAGAGAUGCUAAAAUCUUAGUUUCUAGUGAAAAUGCACGCCUAUUCACUAAAGUGCCAAUCCGACCAACAAAGACUGGAGGUUCUUGUGUAUCUGUCUUUAGAUUCUUUUCUUUUGAUCUUUAUUUACUUGAAUGUGCACACAUUUUGUGCAAAAUAUUGCUGCUCUAUUUUCUUCUAUAAAGUUACAUUAUUUGCCACUGUUUUAUUGUAAGUGGCACAUUUUACUGUGGGCACCUAUAAAAGGAGUACAAGACAUAAGAAAUAUUGGCUAAAAAUAGUCCCCUCAUUUUCGUAAUGGCUUUCACUGUGUUCAGCUAAGCUGUAGUCAUAUCUGAUUAUUUGACUCUUCUCUUAUCUCAUGCAGGUACUUGCCUUGUUUUCAGAGGUGGUUUACCAAAGUUGAUCACCUUAAAUGCUGAUCGUAAAAUACUUGAUUUCCCAUAUGAGUAGUACACAAGUAAUCUGCAUGUGCUGACCCAGUUGGUUCAACUGUGAUUUUGAAUCAGGUCAUUUGAAGUGGCUUCUUUUGAUUAGAAGCCGUAAUGGAUCAGUCAUUUUCUUAGCACAUUUAUUUUUGUGAAUCUUACAAAGUCUUGCAAUAACUACAACUCUAAAUCUGACUCAAACCCUCCAUGAACUGCUGUCACGGGUGACACUCCUUACACUGGGUGCAGCUAGCAGAAAUUACUUGACAUUUUCUAAUAUAAUCUGGGAUUCAGAAAUUGUGCAGUGAUUUACAUUAAAAGUAUUUAAGUUAAAUUAUAUGUAUGUUCUGAUACAUUGACAGGGAUUCAAAUGCAAUUCUGAUCACUUCUGAGAAGUGGAAAAGCCUCACUAGAACAUGGUUUCACAGGAAAGUUCAAGUAAAAGCCUUUUUUCCUGAUCCAGUUAUCCUGGACUAUUUUUGUGCAUCAUUUUCUUUAGACUAAGUUUGUCCUAGUCUCUGCAUGAUCAGGAACAUUUAAGGUAUUGAAAAGGCAAUUCAAAUAUCUCCAAUCUGUCUUCCGUCCUAGAAGCUGUUUGUCUUUACUGAAACCUACAGUCAUACUUGGCUCUGUCAAGUAAUGUCUACACUACAAAUGUUUACAAUCCCACAUGUUUGUAAAAAAUACUUUUCAUAUGCCAUUACUGACUAUUGUCCUAAUGUAAAUUCUCCUCUGGUCCUUGCAUUUCUUUUACAUGUAUUUAUUUUCUCUUUUUCUGUUUUUGACUUUUGCUUUGCUCAAAAAUGACCUAUUAUACUGUGACUUGACUGGACCGACGGUAUGAAUGAGUGACGAGAAACAAAUACACUUCCACUGAACAUGACACACAAACAUGAACAUGGAAAAGUACAUUCUGCUACAAUAUGAAAACUGUAAAAAAAAAAAAAAAAGUAUAUUGAAAUUGUCCAGUGCAAAUACUGUACAAAUAAAGUUAUGUUGCAAAUUUAAAA